AAGCUCUACAUAUAGCCCAGCUAAGAUUGAGCUAUCCUCCACACAUUGCCCUCUCCCUUGGUCUCUCUUCUUCUCUCUGUUCAUAUCACUUUCCUUCCUGAUCAAUUCAAGUUUGAAAUUGAGACAAAAACACCAUCAUGACAGAUAUCUUGAGUGAAGAACAGAUUGUUGACUUCAAAGAGGCUUUUGGCUUGUUUGACAAAGAUGGUGAUGGGUGCAUUACUGUGGAAGAACUUGCCACUGUGAUUCGGUCAUUGGAUCAAAACCCCACUGAAGAAGAGCUCCAGGACAUGAUAACCGAAGUCGAUGCAGAUGGCAAUGGAACCAUUGAAUUUGAUGAGUUCUUGAACUUGAUGGCCAGGAAAAUCAAAGACACUGAUGCAGAGGAGGAGCUCAAAGAGGCUUUCAAGGUUUUUGACAAAGAUCAAAAUGGCUAUAUAUCAGCCACUGAGUUGAGACAUGUGAUGAUCAAUCUAGGUGAAAAACUAACCGAUGAGGAGGUAGAGCAGAUGAUUAAAGAAGCAGAUUUGGAUGGUGAUGGUCAAGUUAACUAUGAUGAAUUUGUCAAGAUGAUGAUGACUGUUCGAUGAAACUAAAUUGGAUUGAGCAGAAGAUUUGUUAUUCAAAUUCCUUGUCUUCCAAUCUCAUUCCCUCCCAUGAAAUAUUGUGUUCUUGUUAGUUUUUAUUGUAUUUUAGUUAUGUGUACUUAUUAUGGCCAAGAUGUGAAUGACAAAACAUAACCACAUCAUCUAAUUUGAUCCA
Molecule: messenger RNA, 762 nt
Organism: Lotus japonicus
Lineage: Eukaryota; Viridiplantae; Streptophyta; Magnoliopsida; Fabales; Fabaceae
Product: calmodulin-like protein 11
Exons: 4
Coding region: 138-590 (150 amino acids)
Molecular function (GO): enzyme regulator activity; calcium ion binding
Source: RefSeq, a predicted model, not a curated record